GGAGGAAGGAUCAACUCUCCCCUUUCUAUAGCAGCCAAGCAGGUUCUCUUCAAAUUUCUUUUCUCAAAUUCAAGUGAUUAGUUAGGGUUUUAGCAACAAAACCAAUAUUCGCAAAUCAGCAGCAAAUUCAAUUUCGAAGCAGCGACAAUGGCGAGCACCAAAGUCCAGAGGAUUAUGACCCAACCUAUUAACCUGAUUUUCAGGUUUCUUCAAAGCAAAGCUCGUAUCCAGAUUUGGUUGUUUGAGCAGAAGGAUGCGAGGAUUGAAGGCCGUAUAAUUGGCUUUGAUGAGUACAUGAAUUUGGUUUUAGACGACGCAGAAGAAGUGAAUGUCAAAAAGAAGACCAGAAAAUCACUUGGGAGGAUCCUUCUGAAAGGAGACAAUAUCACUCUGAUGAUGAAUACGGGAAAAUGAGACCCAGCUGAUUUGCAUUUGUUCACAAGUAUUAAAAUUCCAAACUGCUCAUCCGCCUUAGAAGUUUUGUGCAUAUUAAUGUAGUAUGUACUUCACGCAUUCUCCUCUGUUCCGUAUAGUUAAUAUGUGGGUUGAUGAAUAUGAAGUAGUGGAUUUGACUAAUGUGUUCGUUUGUGUUUAAUAGAAUUUCUUAUAGUUGAGUUCCUUGUGGUGCAAUCCAAUCUGGGGCAAUUUUCUAUGCUCUACCAGUUUAUGUUACAGAGGAGGGAUUUUUGAGA
Messenger RNA from Chenopodium quinoa (quinoa), 692 nucleotides. RefSeq names its product small nuclear ribonucleoprotein E-like. Lineage: Eukaryota; Viridiplantae; Streptophyta; Magnoliopsida; Caryophyllales; Amaranthaceae. Gene Ontology annotation, molecular function: RNA binding. Gene Ontology annotation, cellular component: U1 snRNP; precatalytic spliceosome; U2 snRNP. The transcript has 6 exons. Gene Ontology annotation, biological process: mRNA splicing, via spliceosome; spliceosomal snRNP assembly. The record is from RefSeq and is a predicted model, not a curated record. Bases 148 to 414 code for a protein of 88 amino acids.